Molecule: messenger RNA, 799 nt
Organism: Bubalus bubalis (water buffalo)
Lineage: Eukaryota; Metazoa; Chordata; Mammalia; Artiodactyla; Bovidae
Product: interferon tau-1-like
Exons: 1
Coding region: 212-799 (195 amino acids)
Biological process (GO): cytokine-mediated signaling pathway; response to exogenous dsRNA; B cell proliferation
Cellular component (GO): extracellular region
Molecular function (GO): type I interferon receptor binding; cytokine activity
Source: RefSeq, a predicted model, not a curated record
AAAUUAAAAGUUUAGAUUGACUAUAUUUCCUAGGUCAAAUAGAAAAUAUCUAAACGAAAACACAAACAGGAAGUGAGAGAGAAAUUUUUGGAUAAUGAGUACCGUCUUCCCUAUUUAAAAGCCUUGCUUAGAACGAUCAUCAUCAGAGAACCUACCUGAAGGUUCACCCAGACCCCAUCUCAGCCAGCCCAGCAGCAGCCACAUCUUCCCCAUGGCCUUCAUGCUCUCUCUACUGAUGGCCCUGGUGCUGGUCAGCUAUGGCCCAGAAGGAUCUCUUGGUUGUUACCUGUCUCAGAGACACAUGCUGGAUGCCAGGGAGAACCUCAGGCUCCUGGCCCAAAUGAACAGACUCUCCCCUCAUCCCUGUCUGCAGGACAGAAAAGACUUUGGUCUUCCUCAGGAGAUGGUGGAGGGCGACCAGCUCCAGAAAGAUCAGGCUAUCUCUGUGCUCCACGAGAUGCUCCAGCAGUGCUUCAACCUCUUCCACACAGAGCGCUCGUCUGCUGCCUGGAACACCAUCCUCCUGGAGCAGCUCCGCACUGGACUCCAACAGCAGCUGGAGGACCUGGACGCCUGCCUGGGCCCGGUGACGGGAGAGAAAGACUCUGACCUGGGAAGGAUGGGCCCCAUUCUGACCGUGAAGAAGUACUUCCAGGGCAUCCAUGUCUUCCUGAAAGAGAAUGAAUACAGCGACUGUGCCUGGGAAAUCAUCAGAGUGGAGAUGAUGAGAGCCCUCUCUUCAUCAACCACCUUGCAAAAAAGGUUAAGAAAGAUGGGUGGAGAUCUGAACUCACCUUGA